Messenger RNA from Bradysia coprophila, 4814 nucleotides. Its product is annotated as inositol polyphosphate 5-phosphatase K. Gene Ontology annotation, cellular component: ruffle; plasma membrane; cytoplasm. The record is from RefSeq and is a predicted model, not a curated record. Gene Ontology annotation, molecular function: phosphatidylinositol-4,5-bisphosphate 5-phosphatase activity. Lineage: Eukaryota; Metazoa; Arthropoda; Insecta; Diptera; Sciaridae. Gene Ontology annotation, biological process: phosphatidylinositol dephosphorylation.
CAUGUAAUAUUCCAUCACUGUCAGCGUACGAAUAAUAAUUUUCUUCAGAUGUUGGUUAGUAAAUGUUGUGUGCUUGAAAUUUAAAUAACUUUGCCAUGACGUUUCGUAAAAUCUAUGCGCAAUAAUAAUAACUGUCGCAUAAUUAAAUAAACCAUUUCCGCGAAGUGCACAUAUUGUUCAAUCCAUUCCAAAGUGAUUUUUGAUUCAACGGCCUAGUGUUUACUGUUCGUUCGUACGGCCAAAAUCAUAAUUAAAUAUUAGCAGUCGGUCGUUAUCAACGAUAUUAUUAAAUGCUGAUAAAGGUGUUCAUGUUCAGAGAUUAGUGUGUGGGAUACCUGCUGUAUUUUCUGUGAUAAAAGAUACAUAAAUUAGUGUGCCUUUCGCUGGCUAGAUUCUUGAUUCAAGUGCUAACUACCAAGUGUCUGUAAUUUCAACAUUUUAGAAAAACCAUUGCGAAAAUGAGCAGAUUUCAAUCGUGGAACGCAAACAUUUACAUCGUCACAUGGAAUGUAAGUACGAAAUAUCCCGAAGGAAUAGCCCUAAACAAUUUGCUUGGCCUUGAAAAUAAUCCGGAAAAUGACUUACAUCGUCCGGACUUUUACGUUAUCGGCUUACAAGAGAUCAACUCUCAGCCGCAGAGUGUGGUCAAGGGAUUGUUCAAAGACGAUCCAUGGACGCAAAAGUUCAAAGAAUUGCUGAAGGUUCGAGGAUACAUAGCCAUUAAGUCGGAACAGAUGCAAGGUCUGCUGGUAAUUUUGUUUGCGAAAAAACAGCACCUCCUACACAUUCGAGAAGUCGAAUCGGAAUACACUCGUACUGGAUUGGGUGGCAUUUGGGGCAACAAGGGUGCCGUUAGCAUAAGAUUUUCGCUGUAUGGCUGUUCCGUUUGCAUUGUUAACGCUCAUUUGGCUGCUCACGACCAUAUGUUGGAGGAGAGAAUAAAAGAUUACGAAAAGAUCGUUGAGGAGCAUAAGUUUCAUGUCAAGACCACCACGGACAUCUUCACUCAUGAUUAUGUCUUCUGGUUUGGCGAUUUAAACUUUCGUUUAACUGGCGAAACCACUUCACCACCAGAACAAAUCCGCGAUUUGGUCGAGCAGGACAAACUAGAUGAAUUAAUUGCCAAAGAUCAACUAUCGUUAGUUCGACAGCAAGAACGAGCGUUUACCGAACUCGUUGAACGGACUCCAGCUUUUCCACCAACAUUCAAAUUCGAGAGAGGAACCUCCGAAUAUGACAUGAAACGUCGGCCAGCUUGGACGGAUCGCGUUCUUUAUAAGGAACCACAAAAUAUUUAUAAGAAUGCCGAACUGUCGGCUGAACAAACGUCGUACCGAAGUCAUCCCGGCUACAAUAUUAGUGAUCACAAGCCGGUCACCAGCGAAUUCACCAUUAAGUGCGUUAAUAAAGCGCCACUAAUUAUACAACGACUUACACGAAGCCCUGGUGGCGAUACCACAGACUCUGAAUAUUAUUCUGUUCAGGUGUUCGAAGAUCCGACCGAGAAAAUUGUCGACUUUUCACCGAUCAACAUUUGGCAAAUUGGUGAAGACAAUGUCAUCGAAUAUACGUUACCGUUUGGUUAUGAAGAGGCCGAAAAUGAUUGGAUCGGUGUGUAUAAGGAGGACUUUACCAGCUUAGACGAAUACAUCGCUUACGAAUACACUAGUCGCAGCAAAGCACCGAGUGGCGAUGUACCAGCCGAUAAAAUCAUUUACCAUUUGCAAUUUCCGGAAACUUGUGAACUACCUGAGGACGAACGAUAUGUCGUGCUGUAUUUCCAAAGUACUGGCACAAGAGGCGUUACUGGUCUAGUGGGCAUUUCUAAGCCGUUUAAGGCGGAAAAACGUUGUCCUUCACCUCGAUUCGAAUCGGUUGAUUAGUUUUUCCUUCUUACUUCUGUGAACAAUUUUGUUUUUUCGUGACCUCUGGACCUCAGUUGUUAUAAUUUUUAUUGCAUUUUGUUAAGUUUUGUUUAAGGCGCGCGACCGGGAGAGACAAAUUAUUUUAUCGGUGAUGAGUGAACCAAAAUUUUUGAUUUUUGUUUUAGUUUUUGUUAUCGGUAACUGGUGUUUCCAUUAACUAAUUUACGUUUAAUUAAAUCCUGAUUCCGUUUAUGCAUAGUAUUGAAGAUAAAAAAAAUUUGGAAAAUUAAUUUGCGGCAAAUGAACAAAGCUCAAUUUCUUACAUUUGUAUCGAGUUUCACCUCGACAGUCACAAUUUAGAUAAUAGACAGUUCACGAACAAAAUGAAAUGUUUUAUCCCAUAGUCCAGAGCCUACGAGGCUAUACUUUGUGGGGCGGAAAUAUAUCAUCGAACUGCCGUUUUGCUUACUUUAUUUUCCACAGUUUUGACUUUGUCUUUCCGAGCAGUGUAAAAUUUAGCGGUCAUUCCGUCUUAUUUGUUUGGCUAGUGUCCGUCUUUCGUUGCCUAUAAAAAAUUGCCUAAACUAGAGGAGUGGCACUCAGUUUUCGAUUUCCAUUUUUUUUACAGCUAAUUUUUGAACUAACUUUUACUUGACUUGACUUGACUUGACCUGCUACAAUCAGCAAUGAGCUGCCUACACUCAGCCCGCUGAUAUUCAAGCUUUCCGAUUGUUCUUAAUUGUUUCAUUGUUUGGAAGCUGACCGAGGGAAUAGAAAAAGGCAAUUGGUGUGCUAAGCAAAGAUAUUAAAAGCUCUCUAGUCUUUAACAUCUGGCCACUUUCGUUUUAGUGGAGGUCCAAGUUCAUAUAAAAGCCAUUUUUUUGUGCAUUUGAUGACAAAGGCGUGAAAAUUGCACCAUCGAUAAAGAUUGAAAUUCUGAACAUUUUUGGAUAGGAUGCCCAAAAUUUCCGCCCAGCUGCUCCCCUGACCCCCCUUCAAAGUUUUCGAUGUAGAGUCAACUUUGAUGAAUUUCUGUGAAGCGACUAUUGAAUCUACAUAGGCGAUAUGGGGCUCAAAUGAAUGAUGAAGGUUCAAAGUUUUUUUUAAGUGCAAAAAAGUUUUCCGAAUUUUCCGUUUUUCCCGCAGUUUUCCACGUUUUUCCAGAACGACAAAAAUUUGUUUUGAAGUUAUGUAACUUCUAAAUUACAUUUUUUGGAUGGUAAGUUUGCUUACAGCUUUUGUUCUUCGUUCCAUUUCCUACAAAACCUUCGAAGAAAUGAAUUUUCUAUCUUUCGUUCAGGAAGAGCUAGAACCAAAUUUCCACCGUCAGGUGAGGAACGAACAAAAGGCAAACUAAUUUAAUUCUGCAACAUUUGUACAUCUGCAAUCUGCUACGCCUCUUAUGACUAAAAAACACAUUUUUAAUGAGGGACUAAUGUUCCUAGUAAUAACUAAUGAUGUACAGUACUCCUCAUCCAGAGAGUCCACCACUCAGAACUGGUGGAUUAUUUAACUUUUUAAGAAAUUUUUUUGUAUGUGUUCUGGACUCAGAACAAUUGAAAACUGUUACAGAAUUUUCACGAUAAACGAAUCUGGCUUUUCGAAAAAUCUUGUCAGCCGUCGGUUUAUUAUUCCGCACAGUUUGGUUGUGUCGUCAAAGGCGUCAACUUAAAUAAAUGUUGGGUCGUUUCAGUUAAAUGCUGAAAAGAGAAAAACAUUUUAUUGCACUAAAAAAUCAACGACACAGGAAACGACGACUUUCUGACGGAACCGUCUUUUAACAUUUUGUAGAAAUGACGAAUUUCUGAAGAAAAAGUUCAUGAAGAAUCGUCGACUUCUCACUUCUUCAUGAACUCGCCGUUUUUUUUUUUUUUUAGAAAGUCCAGUCAUUUCUUGUGUCGUUGAUUUUUCAGUGCGAUGUGCAAUAACCAUUUUUGGCUACUUGAGAGAUAUUUAAGAGGUUUCACACGUCGAGUCUAUCACAGUUAAAUCAGUGAAUCCUUUACUUCAUUUGUUCAAACCAUGGUGUCGAUACUAAAUCAUUUCCCUCAUCAGUUGUAAUUGAUACGAGACAGCACUAGCUAGAAGUGAUAGCUUAUUUUUGUGGACAUCGUCAACAGCAGAUGACUAAUUGUUUCUGAAAGGUGACGACCGAUUAAAUUUUAUAUGGCAACUUUUCAAACAAUAGUUAUUUUCGCAACAAGUGACGAAAAGUAGGACUUUCCAUUGCCUUUGUUACGAAAAACGUUGUAUGCCUGCGGCCUCGAGUGACAAUCUACACACCUAGUACCUGAAAAAGCAUUUAUCAGUCGGUUGUAUAACUAACUAUUAUGACAUCGAGUGCAAAGUACUUUAUUAGAAUCUAGAUGUGUAAAUUAUGACACGUGGCCACAGGUACUUUGCAACAAGAUUCAUACAACGUUUUAUGCCACAGAGAUGUCUGAAGUUGGCAAAUUUUGCACAUUAUGAUGCUGAGUUGCAAAAUUAUUCAUUUGAUUUCCUCAGCCCAUUGAAUUUCCAAUAAUUUUACAGAACCCUCACAAAGUAUAGCCUGGAAUAUCAUUAAGAACAAUAAUUUCUAGAAAACGCAAAAAAAUUUCCUCGUAUCUGAGAUCCGUAUUAAUAUUGACAGAAAUUGAGAUUUUUUACAUUUUCCCACGAAUCGGACUAAUUUUUGAGUUUUUUUUUUCGUCUAAAUUGAGUGCUUUCACAUUUAAAAACACAAAAUCGUGAGUGAUAGUAGUUUCGUUGCAAUUGAGCGCAUUAACGGGUGAAAAUUACACGCAUUACAAUAGCGGGCAGCAAUUUAACUUUCGAUAGGUUACAAUGAAAAAUAUAGCUCAAUUAUGUCUCGUAGACAAUACUUACAUUGUUCUGAAUGAAAUGCUUUUUAACAAGAAAAAUGGAACACUUAACACAAUAAAUUGAAGUUUACAUUCACUGGAGAGA